AUGGGUAUACACGAGCCACGCAAGCAUACAUCCGCCAAGCCAACUAUCAACGAACCACCCAAAGUCAAUAUAUCACGAUCGCAGUUCCAAGUCGUGCACAUCUUGUCUGGUUCGGGAUCACCCAAGCCGCAUGCAUCAUUCGCUUAA
Plenodomus lingam JN3 is the source of this 147-nucleotide messenger RNA. Lineage: Eukaryota; Fungi; Ascomycota; Dothideomycetes; Pleosporales; Leptosphaeriaceae. The record is from RefSeq and is a predicted model, not a curated record.